AUGCUGGACACUGUAUUGAAACAUAUGCGAGCCCUCAAAGCCCUGAAGCGUCCUACCGAUCAGUGGGAUUAUGUUAUGAUUUAUCUCGUUACUAGCCGAUUAGAUCCACUCACGAGUAAAGAGUGGGAAACUUCAAUAAAAAAGGGUGAAAUACCAAAGUUUACUGAGUUAACAGAUUUUUUAGCUCAACGUUGUCGUGCGUUGGAAGCGUCCUCACGCACACAAAAGGGUCCAUCAAACCCUACAAAGCAAGGAAAAUCUGAUCAAGGCAAGAGUACAAAGGUGCACGUAGCCACAACAAACGUAAUGUGCGCAUUCUGUGAAAAACACCACCCGAUAUAUAGGUGCAACGAAUUUGUGCAACUUAAAGUGGAGCAGUGGAUAAAGGAGGCGAAAACGCCGACUACGGCAGGUACGCAUUCUAAAAAGGCACCAACGGCGAGUGUGAGUCUUGCAGCAGUUCGUCGAAAAGGGCAGGUGCUUCUCGCAACAACAGUCGUCAAUGUUGUAGACUCCAAGGGUAAUCCAAGACCUUGUCGAGCCUUAUUGGAUUGUGGGUCGCAAUCCCGUUUCAUUACGACGAAUUGCGUAGAAAAACUCGGACUCAAACAAUUUGGUAUGCACAUUCCAAUCUCUGGCCUGGAAGAAUUAUCGAUGCAGACUCGCAAGUUAGCAAAAAUAACUAUACAAUCAAGGGUUAAAGGAUACCAAGCCAGGCUCGACUGUCUCGUAAUUGAAAAGAUUACGCAGUUUCUCCCGGCCAGCCAACUCGAUGUCGAGGAAUUGCAAAUCCCGGAUGGCAUUACAUUGGCAGAUCCUGAAUUUAAUCAGCCGUCAGCUGUAGAUUUGCUUAUUGGCGCGGAAAUAUACUUCGAAUUAUUGUGCAAUAGAAAAAUCAAACUUGCAGAGGAUCAACCGAUAUGGCAGAAAACGGUGCUCGGCUGGAUUGUCUCCGGAAAGUUUGCCAUGAAGAUGCCUCCGAGAAAAGACAUAAAAGCGCAACUCGGAAGGUCGAUUCAUCGUAACGCUACCAACGAGAACAAGCAACUCCAAAAUCUACCAGAAUCAAGAAACACAGCUCUGCAGCGAUUCACGAUGUUAGAGCGCAAAUUGGAGCGAAGACCUCAGCUCAAAAAAGAAUAUAGCGAUUUCAUACAUGAGUACUUGAAAUUGGGUCACAUGAGAGAGUUGGGCAACGAUAGUCCAUCAUGGGAUAUACGGCCACAUUUUUACUUGCCGCAUCACUGCGUAAUAAAGGAGACCACUACGACAACAAGGUUGAGAGUCGUAUUCGACGCGUCUAGUAAGACAACGAGCGGCAUCUCGCUCAACGACUCCAUGUUCGUCGGUUUCGUUCUUCAAGAGGAUUUGUUUUCAAUUCUACUCCGAUUUCGAAGCUUUGAAUACGCUUUGACCGCUGACAUUGCAAAAAGGUAUCGGCAAAUACUGGUGGACGAGACACAAGUGCCUCUUCAACGAAUUGUUUGGCGUGACCAAAUAACUGAUGAUAUCAAAACUUACGAGUUGUUGACACUGACUUAUGAAACGGCACCAGCUUCGUUCUUAGCAACCAAGUGGGCUUCAAAUAAUAGGGACCUACUGGAAGAUGCAACAGGAUCGUCUACUACAUGUGCCAUUCUAGAAUUGAACAAAGAUGGCACGUCGAAAACUCUAGGAGUCAAAUGGAAUCCUACGAAGGACGUGUUGCAAUACGCAAUCUCGAUAGAAUUAUUGAGGACGAGCUCACACACGAAGAGAUCGAUCUUAUCCGAUAUUCACACUGAGUGGUCGGAUUACGUGAUGAAAAUACAAGCUCUGAACGGUCUCACCAUUCCACGAAAGAUUACCGUAACUGGACCAGAUGUACGACUAGAGCUUCAUGGAUUCUGCGACGCGAGUGAACGCGCUUAUGGAGCUUGCGUCUACAUGCGUAGUAGUCUUUCUAUCGAGUUUCUCCAGUUGUGCAGAGCACAGUUGCUCACUCACCUAAUGAGUAAUGUGAAAAAGGCAUUGGAGGUGGUGAUCAUUUCCACGUAUUAUUGGACAGAUUCAUCGAUAGUUUUACAUUGGAUCCAAGCGCGGAACAAGAAAUUGCCCGUGUUCGUUGCUCAUCGAAUAGGCGAGAUUCAAGAAAUGACUUCGAUUAACGAGUGA
This is a messenger RNA of Cephus cinctus (wheat stem sawfly), 2154 nucleotides long. RefSeq lists its product as uncharacterized. The coding region runs from base 1 to 2154 and encodes 717 amino acids. The transcript is spliced from 6 exons. NCBI's taxonomy places the organism in Eukaryota, Metazoa, Arthropoda, Insecta, Hymenoptera, Cephidae. The record is from RefSeq and is a predicted model, not a curated record.